UGUGGAAUGGGCCGCCUGGAAAUUUAUUGGAGAUUUAAUUGAGGCAUUCAAGACGGCAUUGGAUGCUUAUUUGGUUCAAAAUAGUGUGCGGGGAUGUGGGGAAAAGGCAGGAGAUUGGUCCUGGGUGAUAGAACCGGGAGAGACCCAAUGAUUGAAUGGCGGAGCAGACUCGAUGGGCCGAAUGGCCUAAUUUCUGCUCCUAUGGUCUUCCGUUUUAUGGGCCGAAGGGCCUCCUUCGGCGCCGAAUCUGUGCUUCCGACGUAAUUCCCCAAAGUUAGUGAAAUAGCAGCGGGGGCAGUCAGUUUCCAGCAGCCUGAUGCUCUGAUUCGAUAAAUCGGAUGUCCGUCAAAGAGAGGAGUCAGAGAUCGUAGGAACUGCAGAUGCUGGAGAAUCUGAGAAUAACAAGGUGCAAGAGCUGGAUGAACACAGCAGGCCAAGCAGCAAGGCUGACGUUUCAGGCCUAGACCCUUCUUCAGAAAAGACAGGAGUCAGGUCCUUUUUCAGAUCCUGAUCAGUGUUUGUGCUCUUUGGCUUUCGGAUCCGCGGAGAAGCGUUGGGCGCAGUCUUCUGCUGUAUUGAAUAUUUGCAAUUUGUGAGGUCGGUAAGCGUUUCCGAGGUUGGUACCAAUUCACUGAAAAAAAACAUUACAGGAGUUGAGCUACUUUGUUCACGGAGAUCCCCGGAGACAUUAAACAUAGACUCAGAGGAAAAGAAAUGUCAAUGCACAACACAAUGUCUUUUGAAAGUGCGGACACUGAAGAGACCGUAACUUGUCUCAAUAUCAAUGUCUAUCACCCCCAGGCAACAGUAUUUAAGUCCCUGAAUUACACUGGCAAACAGAAAUACAGAGUAGAAGAAAUGGUAAUGUUUGGCCGUGAUUCCAAAGUGUGUCAUUUUCCUCUAGUGGACAAACGUGCCUCUCGAAUGCAGUUUGCUAUCCAAGCUUUUCGACACAGUGAGAGCUCAGAACUCUGUUUUGAAAUCAAAAAUACAAGCUUGAAGACUAAACUAUUCGUCAAUAAUGCAAGUCUGGAUCACCUUAAUAAGAUCGAUUUACCAAGGAAAUGUAUUUUGCGAUUUGGGGAAUACCAAUUCUAUUUGGAAAAAGAUGAUGGUGAAUCCAGGGAACACUUUGAAAUCUUCAUCAAAAUUUCCCUAGUUCCAUUUUGUCAAGAGGUCAAUGUGGAGACCUUAACACACCCUGUACCUGAAAUUGGCACUGUGAGGAUCACAGAUGUUCCAAUUCCUCGAUUUCAGCUAGCAAUGGAGUGUGAUGAAAACGAAAUUGAAUAAAUUAGUGCCUUAUGAUAACUUGCAAGUCAGCAUGAGUGGAGAAUUUGAACUCUUCUUUAAGUGCUAUCCAGAUAUACUGUGAUUUAUGGGCAUGGAGAUGUGACCUGACAAAUGAAGUGUUUAAUUGUGGACGGAUGAUGAGACCGAAUAAAUGAACUCAAUUAUUGUCCAUUCUGAACUAUGCUGGAUACUUCAGCUAUCCUUAUCUAUUUCUGUGCAAAAUAAUUCUGACAUUGUUUAUCCAGCAUGGAAACUAUUGCUUUUUGGAGUUAUUGUAUUUACAUUUUUAUCCAAUAUCCUGGGAUGUAUUAGCUGGAUUUUGGGAUCAGACUCAAAGUAACCACCCAAAACAUUUUUGUGUGAAUGGUUUGUUAUUAGUGGUUAAUUAACCCAAAUUCUCACUUGUUCUGUACCUGUUGUUUGAUUUUUGCAAGUCAUGAUUAACGUUGCAAGGCUUUUGAAUAGCAUAGACAUAGCAUGUGAUUUACCGCAACUUCCAGAUUUACUUGCUAACCAUGUGCAUACUAUAUAAUUGGUAAACUUCCAAUAUGUGCAGUAAUGGUGAUUGCUGUAAAAUAAAAUAGUUAGAAUCUUGAA
Messenger RNA from Rhincodon typus (whale shark), 1890 nucleotides. It is a transcript of the gene tifa, whose product is annotated as TRAF interacting protein with forkhead associated domain. Gene Ontology annotation, biological process: canonical NF-kappaB signal transduction. The transcript is spliced from 2 exons. NCBI's taxonomy places the organism in Eukaryota, Metazoa, Chordata, Chondrichthyes, Orectolobiformes, Rhincodontidae. Gene Ontology annotation, molecular function: protein binding. The record is from RefSeq and is a predicted model, not a curated record. The coding region runs from base 715 to 1293 and encodes 192 amino acids.